CUCACCUAUGACAUAUAUAAAAGGAUAAAAGGUACACAGAGGUUCAUAUCUCCACUACAGGAUCAGCACUGGCUCAAAAGAUGGACAGGUCCUCCCUUGUGGUCCUCUGUGUUCUGCUCUCUUGCUCUGUGUGGAUGGUUCAGGGCAAAUGUGUGGCAAUCGAUGACCAACAAAACCAGAACAAGGCGGAAGUCUCUGAGACAAAGCUCCCAGGAGUGUGCUGGGCUUGUAAAUGGGCUUUGAACAACGUCAAAAAAAUUAUUGGGAACAAUGCCACAGCUGAAUCGAUUAAGGCCAAACUGCUGGCUGUCUGUAAAAACAUCGGUCUCCUCAAAUCCUUGUGCCAGAAGUUUGUGAACAAGCACCUCGGGGUGCUCAUCGAGGAACUGACCACCACCGAUGAUGUCCGGACCAUCUGUGUCCGCACCAAGGCUUGCAAGCCAAAGGAAGUGCUCUACUACAACAGCCCAGCAGAAAUUUUCAGUGGUGAUGACGUGGAUGAGUAAUAUACCACAGUAAAAUAUUUCUAUGUGGGGUAUAUGUGGAUUUGUUUUUGUUACAAUAUGCAUUCAUUAUCAUCCAAAAAAUAAAUAAAUAAAAGGCUGUACUAAGACUAUA
Molecule: messenger RNA, 618 nt
Organism: Boleophthalmus pectinirostris (great blue-spotted mudskipper)
Lineage: Eukaryota; Metazoa; Chordata; Actinopteri; Gobiiformes; Gobiidae
Gene: nkl.4
Product: NK-lysin tandem duplicate 4
Exons: 5
Coding region: 81-506 (141 amino acids)
Biological process (GO): defense response to bacterium; lipid metabolic process
Source: RefSeq, a predicted model, not a curated record